GGAAGUGGAGUCCGCUUCCUCCCCGUGCUGCGUAGCUGUGGGCGUAGAGAAGGCGCGUAAACAAACUACCGGUCCCGGCAGGCUACGCGCCGCAGGUCAGGGCUAGGCUGGGGCCGUGCCGCGGGGCUCGCGGAGGCGGCGGCGGCGGCUACGGCUGGAGGAGCCGGGCCGGGCCCGCGGCAGAGGCCGUGGCUGGGACUGGGAAGGUGGCGGGGAGGGACUUGGGAGGAAGAUGGCGACGUCGGGGGCGAACGGGCCCGGCUCCGCCACGGCCUCAGCUUCCAAUCCGCGAAAGUUUAGUGAGAAGAUCGCGCUGCAGAAGCAGCGUCAGGCCGAGGAGACGGCGGCCUUCGAGGAGGUGAUGAUGGACAUCGGCUCCACCCGGGCCCAAAAACUGCGACUGGCUUACACAAGGAGCUCCCAUUAUGGUGGGUCUCUGCCCAAUGUUAACCAGAUUGGCUGUGGCCUGGCCGAGUUCCAGAGCCCCCUCCACUCACCUUUGGAUUCAUCUCGGAGCACUCGGCACCACGGGCUGGUUGAACGAGUGCAGCGAGAUCCCCGCAGAAUGGUGUCCCCGCUCCGCCGAUACCCCCGCCACAUUGACAGUUCUCCCUACAGUCCUGCCUACUUAUCUCCUCCUCCGGAGUCCAGCUGGAGAAGGACGAUGCCCUGGGGCAAUUUCCCUGCAGAGAAGGGGCAGUUGUUUCGACUGCCAUCUGCACUUAACAGGACAAGCUCUGACUCUGCCCUUCAUACAAGUGUGAUGAACCCCAACCCCCAGGACACAUAUCCAGGUCCCACACCUCCCACUGUCCUGCCCAGCCGCCGUGGAGGUUUGCUGGAUGGCAAAAUGGACUCCAAAGUCCCUGCUAUUGAGGAGAACUUGCUAGAUGACAAGCAUUUGCUGAAACCAUGGGAUACUAAGAAGCUUUCCUCAUCCUCCUCCCGACCUCGGUCCUGUGAAGUCCCUGGAAUUAACAUCUUUCCAUCUCCUGACCAGCCUGCCAAUGUGCCUGUCCUCCCACCUGCCAUGAACACAGGGGGCUCCCUACCUGAUCUCACCAACCUGCACUUUCCCCCACCGCUGCCCACCCCCUUGGACCCUGAGGAGACAGCCUAUCCCAGCCUGAGUGGGGGCAACAGUACCUCUAAUUUGACCCACACCAUGACACAUCUGGGCAUCAGUGGAGGUCUGGGCCUGGGCCCAGGCUAUAAUGCACCAGGACUUCACUCACCUCUCAGCCACCCAUCCCUGCAGUCCUCCCUAAGCAACCCCAACCUCCAGGCUUCCCUGAGCAGCCCUCAGCCCCAGCUUCAGGGCUCCCACAGUCACCCCUCACUGCCUGCCUCCUCCUUGGCCCACCAUGCACUGCCCACCACCUCCCUAGGCCACCCGUCACUCAGUGCCCCAGCCCUCUCCUCCUCUUCUUCUUCAUCCUCUACUUCAUCUCCUGUCCUGGGUGCCCCCCCUUACCCAGCUUCUACUCCUGGGGCCUCCCCCCGCCACCGCCGUGUGCCCCUCAGCCCCCUGAGUUUGCCCGCGGGCCCAGCCGACGCCAGAAGGUCCCAACAGCAGCUGCCCAAACAGUUUUCGCCAACAAUGUCACCCACCUUGUCUUCCAUCACUCAGGGCGUCCCCCUGGACACCAGUAAACUGCCUACUGACCAGCGGCUGCCUCCAUACCCAUAUAGCCCCCCGAGUCUGGUCCUGCCCACCCAGUCACCCACCCCAAAGUCUCUACAGCAGCCAGGACUGCCCUCUCAGGCCUGCUUAGUGCAGCCCUCAGGUGGGCAGCCCCCAAGCAGGCAGCCUCAUUUUGGGACACUGUAUCCACCUGGGUCUAGUGGGCACGGGCAACAGUCUUACCACCGGCCAAUGAGUGACUUCAGCCUGGGGAACCUGGAGCAGUUCAGCAUGGAGAGCCCAUCUACCAGCCUGGUGCUGGACCCCCCUGGCUUUUCUGAAGGGCCUGGAUUUUUAGGGGGUGAGGGGCCAGUGGGUGGCCCUCAGGACCCUCAUGCCCUCAACCACCAGAACUUGACCCACUGUUCUCGGCAUGGCUCAGGACCUAACAUCAUCCUCACAGGAGACUCCUCUCCAGGUUUCUCUAAGGAGAUUGCAGCAGCCCUGGCUGGAGUACCUGGCUUUGAGGUGUCAGCAGCUGGGUUGGAGCUGGGGCUGGGGCUUGAAGAUGAGCUGCACAUGGAGCCACUGGGCCUGGAAGGGCUAAACAUGCUGAGUGACCCCUGUGCUUUGCUGCCCGAUCCUGCUGUAGAGGAUUCAUUCCGCAGUGACCGGUUACAGUGAGGGGAUCUCACCCCAUCCUUCUUCUUGGCCCUGUUCCCCAUCACUGUCCUUUUCCUCCCCACCCCCUGGCCAGUAGAGAUGCCACUCUCUGCCCCUAGAUCCUCUUUCUAACAUGAAUAAAGGAUCCUAAUGAGAAAAGGCCAGGGGCUUGCCCAGGUGGCUCCUGAAUUCUGCACGAUGGGUGGGCCUGGGGGAACUGAAGGGAGGGCUUAAAGCACUUGUAACUUUGAAAACCGUCUGUCUGGAGGUCAGAGCCUGUUGGAAAGCAGGGGAUGGGAGGAACUACAGAGGCAGGGCUUGUCCAGAUGCCUAGGGGUGGGCAGUGCCAGCCCCUGCUCACCACUCUUCCCCUUGCAAUGGAGGAGAGAGCCAGAGUGGAUAUUAUUUUUUAUUAAAUAUAUUAUAUGUUAAUAAAAAAAUCUUAUCAAACCCUUGGUGUGGUUGGCUACUGUUUGAUGUGCAACUGGGGAUCUAUAGAGUUUUGGGGGCAUAGGCUCUUUUAUGUUAGGCAUUUUGCAUCUGUUCAGCAGGGGCUCUGUGGAAGGGCCCCUAGCCUCAGAUUUGUACCACAAAUUAGACCUGGGAGUCCAAGAUGUAGAUAGGCUUUCAUGGACGGCAGCAGGAAGUCACCUCAUGUGCCCUCAUGUUUGUCUAGGGCUCUACUGCAUCACCAGGGACAAAGGGCUCUGGGUGGCCAGACAAGUUACUUCUUUUCAUCAACCAGAGGUCUGGGUAAGGAGGUGGCUGCUGGCUGAGCUCAUAGGUCUGAUGUUUCUGGUAGAAUGAUUCCAAGUACUGGCCUCAGUACUAAGGCUUUCAAGAAGAAAGAGGAGAUUUAAGAACUAUGAACUAAACACAAACAAGCAAAACAACAACAAAAAAAACACCUGUGAACUACAGGUAGGCCUUAACUGGCUUCCUUCUUUAUGGUCUUUUAAGGUUGGAGGACUUAUACAAGUCCUGACUCCAUGCUCCUAGGUCUCAGGAAGCUCUUAUUCCCACCAUGUCCCUAUGCGUGAGUACUUCUGUCCUCCUCCAUUUAUUUGAGUUUAACUCCACAGCCAUGUUUGUUUUCCCUGAGGUACUGGGAUUUGAAUCCAGGGCCUUGCACAUGCCAGGCGAUCCACUUGCCACAACCCUAACCCCACCAGCCAUUUCAGAAAUUGUUCUUUGCAUCAGUUUGCCAGCCUGUUGGUGAUCUGAGCCUCUGUUCUUUUCCCAGCCCCGCAUAGUGAGGAGUGCCCCUCUUCGGUUACCCCACCUCCACUACUGUGCUCCACAUCUUAUAGUACUGGCCACUCUUCCUCUUUCCAAAGCUCUUGUUUUUAGAAAAGAGAACCGAGAACGUCUGGCUCUGCCUAGUAGUGAGCCCUAAACCUGGAAGUCGGGGAGAGCCACCUGGGUCUCCCAAGUCUAGUCCUUCAGUGCCUUUGCCUUGGCUCACAGUCUGACUGUAGCACCGAGGGCGGGACCGAGCGCGACUUCAGGGCCACCUGGGGUCAGUGUCCCUCGGCAUCUGCCGAGUGGUGGGAAGCCGCUUGGGUGUAGGGGGCCCUCCCAGCCGCCAG
Messenger RNA from Castor canadensis (American beaver), 3876 nucleotides. Lineage: Eukaryota; Metazoa; Chordata; Mammalia; Rodentia; Castoridae. The record is from RefSeq and is a predicted model, not a curated record.